This is a messenger RNA of Grammomys surdaster, 4755 nucleotides long. RefSeq names its product kalirin. Gene Ontology annotation, molecular function: ATP binding; guanyl-nucleotide exchange factor activity; protein kinase activity. Gene Ontology annotation, cellular component: cytoplasm; postsynaptic density. The record is from RefSeq and is a predicted model, not a curated record. The transcript is spliced from 26 exons. Lineage: Eukaryota; Metazoa; Chordata; Mammalia; Rodentia; Muridae. Gene Ontology annotation, biological process: protein phosphorylation; axon guidance; intracellular signal transduction. The coding region runs from base 122 to 3898 and encodes 1258 amino acids.
GGGAGGAGGACUGCAGGCGGGAGCGGGACCUGGCUGACGGUGGCACCGAAGUUUCCUACCGUCGCGCUCUCACCCCGGCCGGCGUCCGUGCCAUGCCGGAGCACUGGGGGCGCGCUACAGCAUGAAGGGUGGCGAUCAGGCUUAUACCCGAGGUCCCUCUUUGGGCUGGCUCUUUGCUAAGUGCUGCUGUUGCUUCUCUUGUAGAGAUUCAUACUCUCAUUCCUCCAGUGAGAAUGGGGGCAAAUCCGAGUCCGUGGCCAACCUGCAGUCUCAGCCCUCCCUGAACUCCAUCCACAGUUCCCCCGGUCCCAAACGCUCCACCAACACCCUCAAAAAGUGGCUGACCAGCCCUGUGCGCCGCCUCAACAGCGGAAAAGCAGAUGGAAACAUCAAAAAGCAGAAGAAAGUCAGAGAUGGGCGGAAGAGCUUCGACCUGGGAUCACCCAAGCCUGGGGAUGAGACGACCCCUCAGGGAGACAGUGCUGAUGAGAAGAGCAAGAAGGGUUGGGGUGAAGAUGAGCCAGAUGAAGAGUCACACACCCCCCUCCCACCGCCCAUGAAGAUCUUUGACAACGACCCCACCCAGGAUGAGAUGACUCUGGAAGGAGGCUCUUACCGGGGGAGCUUGAAGGACCCUACAGGCUGCCUGAAUGAAGGGAUGACCCCUUCCACACCUCCUAGAAACCUGGAAGAAGAACAGAAAGCCAAGGCUCUGAGAGGCAGGAUGUUUGUUCUGAAUGAACUGGUACAGACAGAGAAGGACUACGUCAAGGACCUGGGGAUCGUGGUGGAGGGCUUCAUGAAGAGAAUAGAAGAGAAGGGGGUCCCUGAGGACAUGCGAGGGAAAGAAAAGAUCGUGUUUGGAAACAUCCACCAGAUUUAUGACUGGCAUAAAGAUUUUUUCCUGGCUGAACUGGAAAAAUGUAUCCAAGAGCAAGACAGAUUGGCCCAGCUCUUCAUUAAACAUGAGCGGAAGCUGCACAUUUAUGUGUGGUACUGCCAGAACAAGCCGCGCUCUGAAUACAUCGUGGCUGAAUACGAUGCCUACUUUGAGGAGGUUAAACAAGAGAUCAAUCAAAGGCUGACCCUUAGUGACUUCCUCAUCAAGCCCAUUCAGAGAAUAACAAAGUACCAGCUGCUACUCAAGGACUUCCUGCGAUACAGUGAGAAGGCUGGUUUGGAGUGUUCCGAUAUCGAGAAAGCAGUGGAGUUAAUGUGCCUUGUCCCCAAGCGCUGUAAUGACAUGAUGAAUCUGGGACGCCUGCAGGGCUUUGAGGGCACCCUGACCGCCCAGGGCAAGCUUUUGCAGCAGGACACGUUCUAUGUGAUUGAGCUGGAUGCUGGCAUGCAGUCCCGGACCAAGGAGAGGCGUGUGUUUCUCUUUGAGCAGAUCGUCAUCUUCAGUGAACUUCUCCGAAAGGGGUCCCUCACCCCAGGCUACAUGUUCAAAAGGAGCAUCAAGAUGAAUUACCUGGUCCUGGAAGACAAUGUGGAUGAUGACCCCUGCAAAUUUGCACUCAUGAACAGGGAGACUUCAGAAAGGGUCAUUCUGCAGGCUGCCAACUCAGACAUCCAGCAGGCCUGGGUGCAGGACAUCAACCAAGUCCUAGAAACACAGAGGGACUUCUUAAAUGCACUCCAGUCACCCAUUGAGUAUCAGCGGAAGGAAAGGAACACAGCAGUGAUCCGGUCCCAGCCUCCAAGGGUUCCACAAGCCAGCCCCAGGCCCUAUUCUUCUGGCCCAGUGGGCUCAGAGAAGCCCCCCAAGGGCUCCAGCUACAACCCGCCUCUGCCACCCCUGAAGAUAUCUACCUCCAAUGGCAGUCCAGGGUUUGACUACCACCAGCCGGGGGACAAGUUUGAUGCUAGCAAGCAGAACGACCUGGGAGGCUGCAAUGGGACCUCAUCCAUGGCUGUAAUCAAAGAUUACUAUGCACUGAAGGAGAACGAAAUUUGUGUGAGCCAAGGUGAGGUGGUCCAGGUCCUCGCCGUCAACCAGCAGAACAUGUGUCUGGUGUACCAGCCUGCCAGCGACCAUUCCCCAGCAGCAGAAGGCUGGGUCCCAGGCAGCAUCCUGGCACCCCUCACCAAAGCCACAGCAUCGGCCGAAAGUAGUGACGGGAGCAUCAAGAAGUCAUGCUCAUGGCACACUCUACGCAUGAGAAAACGGGCAGACGUGGAGAACACGGGUAAAAAUGAAGCCACAGGGCCCCGUAAACCCAAGGAUAUUCUGGGCAACAAAGUCUCUGUUAAAGAGACGAACAGUUCCGAGGAGUCAGAGUGUGAUGAUCUUGACCCUAAUACUAGUAUGGAGAUCUUGAACCCAAAUUUCAUCCAGGAAGUGGCUCCGGAAUUCCUUGUGCCCUUAGUAGAUGUGACCUGCUUGCUUGGAGACACGGUGCUACUACAGUGCAAAGCCUGUGGGCGGCCAAAGCCCAGCAUCACCUGGAAGGGUCCAGAUCAGAACAUCCUAGACACUGACAACAGUUCUGCCACAUACACCAUCUCCUCCUGUGAUUCUGGAGAAAGCACCCUCAAGAUCUGCAACCUGAUGCCCCAAGACAGCGGGAUUUAUACCUGCAUAGCAACAAAUGACCACGGAACUGCAUCCACGUCUGCUACAGUUAAGGUGCAAGGUGUACCUGCAGCCCCCAACCGCCCAAUCGCACAGGAGAGGAGCUGUACCUCCGUCAUCCUUCGCUGGCUACCCCCAGCCAGCACCGGGAACUGCACUAUUUCGGGGUAUACGGUGGAGUACCGCGAGGAAGGUUCCCAAGUCUGGCAACAGUCGGUAGCUUCGACCUUGGACACGUACCUGGUCAUUGAAGACCUUAGUCCUGGGUGCCCUUAUCAGUUCAGGGUCAGCGCCAGCAACCCCUGGGGAAUCAGCCUUCCCAGUGAGCCCUCGGAGUUUGUGCGCCUUCCAGAGUAUGAUGCGGCUGCUGAUGGUGCCACCAUUUCUUGGAAGGAAAAUUUUGAUUCUGCUUACACCGAACUGAAUGAGAUUGGCAGAGGCCGCUUCUCUAUUGUAAAGAAAUGCAUUCACAAAGCGACCCGCAAAGAUGUUGCCGUGAAAUUUGUGAGCAAAAAAAUGAAGAAGAAGGAGCAGGCUGCGCACGAGGCUGCCCUGCUCCAGCACCUGCAGCACCCUCAGUACAUCACGCUCCACGACACCUACGAGUCCCCCACAUCCUACAUCCUGAUUUUGGAACUGAUGGAUGAUGGCCGACUCUUGGACUACCUGAUGAAUCACGAUGAGCUGAUGGAAGAAAAGGUAGCUUUCUACAUCCGAGACAUCAUGGAAGCACUGCAGUACCUUCACAACUGCAGAGUUGCACAUUUGGACAUAAAGCCUGAAAACCUGCUCAUUGACCUCCGGAUCCCAGUACCUCGAGUGAAGCUUAUCGACUUGGAAGAUGCUGUCCAGAUCUCAGGCCACUUCCACAUUCACCAUUUGCUGGGGAACCCUGAGUUUGCUGCCCCCGAAGUGAUCCAAGGCAUCCCUGUCUCCCUGGGCACAGACAUCUGGAGCAUCGGGGUUCUGACAUAUGUCAUGCUUAGUGGGGUCUCCCCCUUCUUAGAUGAGAGCAAAGAGGAGACCUGUAUCAACGUGUGCAGGGUGGAUUUCAGCUUUCCCCAUGAAUACUUCUGCGGUGUGAGCAACGCUGCCAGGGAUUUCAUCAACGUAAUCUUACAGGAGGACUUCCGGAGGCGGCCCACGGCAGCCACGUGCCUGCAGCAUCCCUGGCUACAGCCCCACAACGGCAGCUACUCCAAGAUCCCCUUAGACACCUCCCGUCUGGCCUGCUUCAUAGAACGCCGCAAGCACCAGAAUGAUGUGCGUCCCAUUCCCAAUGUCAAGAGUUACAUCGUCAACAGGGUGAAUCAAGGGACAUAGCUAUCCCAUAACCCCCUGCGGUUUCACAUAGAAGUGCAGUGUGAACCAAAGCAAGACUGAGCGUGUCUGUAAAUAACUCUGUUCAUCAUUUCACUCCAUGUGGUUCUCUGGACUGAGAGGUGGUCUUCUUAAACCUUGUCUGUGAUUACGUGGGGUCUGAGCAUCAUGAAAGUCACCUUAAUCCCAGGAGCAUUCCAGACGGUCAUGCUGAAGAAGUAAAGAUACAGAGUUACAGAAAGUAUUAAAAGAAUGGACAAGGCUAACAAGAUAGUACUUGGUAGAAAAAUGUUAAUUGUACAUUCCAAAACGAGCAGUUAAGUGGGCAAGCUGUAUACCCACUGUGAGCAGUAUAGUAGGUUUCUGAUUCCAUUGAAAAUUUAAGCAAAAAAAAAAAAAGUUCUAUUUAACAGAGAUGUCAACUAUUCUGCUUUAGAUGGCGUAGAUAUAGUUUCUUAACAGGAUACAUAUACACAUACAAUAUAAUAGAUCUCAUUCAGGUUUCAGAGUUUUAUAAUAUAGAGUUCUAUAUGAAAUCAAUCAUAAGUAACUUUGAGUGCUCCAGUUAAGACAGUAAUUUAUUUACCGAAGCAUUGCAUUAUUUUGACUAAGCACAAUUAGAUGAUGAGUUUUUUUAGAGCAUUUUAUAAAUCUUGUAUAGAGAUCUUUUAUCAGAACCUGUGUAUUAAGAGAAACCAAUGUGACCCUUUUGUGAUCUGUGAAUGGGAUAUUUUUUCCUCCAUCAUGGGUUGUUUGAAUAAGAUAGGUUCUGUAUAUCAAAGCUUCCCCCCUGAACUCAUUGGCAGCUCAGUGUUCCUUCUGUGGGAAGGACUGCCAGGAAAUAAAUCCAAAUCUAGUAA